GUAGGCUUGGACUACAUUCAUAUUUUUACUCAGACGCUUAGAGGAGAGCAUGACUUAUACACACAGAUCAAGGCUAUAUUUGGUGGUUUUGUGCUUUUUGUUCUCUGAAAGAUGCUGGUCAGCGGCUGCCCUGAGUGUGCAGUGUAUGAUCAUCAACCUUCAGUAUGUGGAGUGCACAUGGCACCCAAAGACAUCAGAGAUGAAUUACACCUUCAGCAAUUUAGAGAUAAGACUUCUCACAAAGACUGCCCAGAAUACAUACUGGAACACAAUUACACUAUUGGCUGCAGAAUCCCUUUAAAAAGAAAAGAUGAUCAAUUUUACAAAUUUUAUACAAAUACAUAUAUUGGAGGAAACAAAUCACUUUCUCGAGAUUUUGAUUCCCUACAAAGAUAUGUGCAGUUAAACCCUCCUUAUAACCUCUCAGCGGUAUGGUUUGAACAAAACGGCACACUUGUUCUGCAAUGGAAAAACAGUACUCGUAGCAACUGUGCAGUCUAUAUGGUGCACCAGCAGACAGACACAAUCCAGGCAAAGUUCACUAAUGUGACAGGAACAUCAUACACUCCAACGCACAUAUCACCAAAUAAACAUAAUGUUUUCCGGGUGAGGAGCACCGUUUCGGAUAAUUGUGGACCUUCAGAUUUCUGGAGUAACUGGAGUGCUACAGUGGAGUGGGGCACUGCAGAAAACAUCACGAGGUGGCAAGGGUUACUUGGUAUUUUGCCAGUCUUGCUGCUAUUACUAUUGGUGUCGUUAUUGUGCUACUGUGAGAGGAAAAAGAUCACCUUACUUCCAAUAGUGCCUGACCCUAGCAAGAACUUACAGGAUUUGUUCCAUAAACAUGAUGGAAAUGUUGAGAGCUGGGUUUACAUCUCUAAAGAGCUAAAGGAAGCUUUUGAUCCAGACUAUACAGAGCCUUCCUGUGAUGUGUGUGAGGUUACACCCCCUUGUGAUGUCAGUGCUACACCUGUGGCCACUCCUACCUCUGAGACUGACACCUGUGAUAGGACAAACAGUGAAGAAAUGCCUGCAAAACAGCUUAGUUUAUAGGCUAACGUGGUAUAUUUACUGUUCAACUGUGCUGUUAGGCCAUUUUUACUUGGUGUGUUCACGUGCUGAAUGCUCUGAUGCUGUUUUCUAUUCAUAAUGUUAAUACAAUAUUUUCUGUUUGAGCAUGCUGAUGUUUAAUAAAUAAAGGGAUUAACAAAGACAUUGGCUUUAUGUAUACAAUUAUUUUGUUUGUUGGAUAUAUGCAUGUUAAUAUAUUUAGUUUGUAACUUUUUGAAUGAAUUUUAAAACAAUAAAAAAAAACUAAUUAUUGCAAUAUAAAUUUGUUAUUGUUUAAUCUUUCUCAGGCCAAGAAUAAUUUUUUCCUCAUCACAGGCUACUUUUUCUUCUCUUGUUCCGUGUCAUUGUGACAUCACUGUUCUAAAGAUUAUGUUACAGUAAUUUCUGAGCGUUGUUACACCAGACAGCAUCUUAAAAAGUAACCAGCAGCCAGUGUUCAGUUUCUUUAGCUUUCUGCAAUAAUGUUUGUUAAAAUUGAACAUGGAGGUAAGAUGCAUUCAUUUCUUGUUGUUGUCAUAUACCGGUAGGAUUAUUUAAAUGUCAACAAAAUAAAGGCAAUCUACAUUUUUAACUUAAAAUAUGUUUUUUUCAUUUUUCUAUUUGAUAUAUUCUGGUUUUUUAUUGUAUGACAAAAAGCUGAUGUGAUGUUUUUAUCUUUAGAAAGUAAAGAUUUCCUUGUCAACAUCGAUUGUCAAGUGGGUUUCUUCAUGCAGUAUAUAAGAACCAGAUUGGGACUGGCAGAGUCAGGUAUCAACACCUCCCUUAGUAUAUGCAGAGGUUAUGUAUAAUCGUCACAAUUACAUGAAUGAAGUUAUACUGUGAAGAUUCUUUUGUUGAAUUGAAUGAUAAAUAUGCGUUGAUGGUCAGCAGAGGAACUUUAGGGAAAUUAUAUUAGGUUCUUUCUAAUAAAUACUUUUUCUUGUCACAAACACAUAGGAAUUGUACAUAGUAUAGUUUAACAUCGAGUAAAUGACUUAUGUCACUGUGAACUGUACCUGAGAGUAGGUCAGACUGGCUCAUCUUUAGGUCAGAAAAGGUUAGGUGAGAUCAGUGUGCCUCUUCAAACUCCCAUAACCUCAGUGCAGGAGCUCUGGUGUUAAAAUUUCACACUAUCUCUUCACACAUACUACUAAAACAGUGUCUUGUUACAUCUGUGGCAUGUUAGGGAUGUUACCUGGAAGCUUAAUAUCUUCAUUAAUAGAGCAGUCAUUACUCUUGUCAUUAACACUAUUCUUCUCCAUAAUGCGUCUGCGGUCCUCUGUUAAGCUGUGAAGUAAAAUGAUGCAUAGAGAAAGGAUACUAUAACACUUUGACACCUAUCUGAAAUUGUAUCCCUUAAGAUUGUCUAUCCUGAAGUGUGUGUAUGUGUGUGUUUCUCUCUGUGUGCUGUUUAUUUCUAUAGAUACUUAUUUCUAUACAUUUUUAUUGUUACAUUCUUAAGUUGUUAUAUUUGCUCUGUAAGCUUCUGUCAUCGAAAUUCUUUGUGUAUGCGCACAAUAAAGCUCAUUGUAAUUCUGAUAUGUGUGUGUUUCAGAGCUCAUAGAUUUGUGUGAUAAUCAAGGAGCAAUGAAAUUUCUCUUCCUAUCCCAGAAUAAACACAGGUGGACUAAUGAACUGCUUAAGCCUAGAGAGACUUUUAUUGUCUGCAGCAUCAACCGUUCUUCUAAUGGUGCAUAUACUUCUGUCACACCCCUACUGUCCGGUGUUGAUUCUGCUUUAUUAGAGACUCUGCAGGGUCAGAUUGGCUGUCUUGAGAGAAGUCGCCUGAAGCAGCUUUGUGUUUUGGAGGUUCAUGUUGCAUCAAAGGAAAGCAAAGCCCCACCCAAAACCACUAAAAAAGGAAAACUACGCAAGUAAAUAAAACCCAGCACCACACUUGGGACAGAAGGAGCAGAGACCGACCCUACAAACCUGAGCUAUAGUAUUCAUGCUUAUGUUACAAUGCCGAGUCUCAGUUUGAUUGAUUAAAAUUACAAACAGGUUCACCAGAAAUGCUGCAUUACUUUGUUUCUAUUUAAAAGCUAUGAUGUUAAUUUUAUUACAUGUAUAGUUCUGGAUCUGAACGUAAUUGGUCAAAACUUAGUGUGUCACUGCAGAGAUGCCAAAUAUUAACCUUUGUUUACAUCAGGGAUGAAAUGUUUUAGUAAAAUAAUGGCACUAAAUUAUUUUUUAUAAUAAAACUAUUUAAGGAUAAAUUGUGUCCGUGAUGCUUU
This is a messenger RNA of Paramisgurnus dabryanus, 3284 nucleotides long. RefSeq names its product interleukin 2 receptor, gamma b (gene il2rgb). Gene Ontology annotation, biological process: immunoglobulin mediated immune response; cytokine-mediated signaling pathway. NCBI's taxonomy places the organism in Eukaryota, Metazoa, Chordata, Actinopteri, Cypriniformes, Cobitidae. The record is from RefSeq and is a predicted model, not a curated record. Gene Ontology annotation, cellular component: membrane; external side of plasma membrane. Gene Ontology annotation, molecular function: cytokine receptor activity; protein binding.